Messenger RNA from Aedes albopictus (Asian tiger mosquito), 2915 nucleotides. RefSeq lists its product as uncharacterized. NCBI's taxonomy places the organism in Eukaryota, Metazoa, Arthropoda, Insecta, Diptera, Culicidae. The transcript has 5 exons. The record is from RefSeq and is a predicted model, not a curated record. The coding region runs from base 1152 to 2915 and encodes 587 amino acids.
AGCAUUUUUACUGGUAUAUUUAAGUUGCAAUUGAACAAGCUGUUCAUAUAUACCUAUAUAGAACUCGUAUUCAUUGCACAAAUAAGGCUUAUACAUAAUAAAGUGGAGGCCGUAUAGAUGUAUAAAUACGAUUGUUGAGAUUUCAUUUAUCACUCAUUACGAGAUUUCUAUUUUUGAAACAAAUAUCGUAUACGAUUUCACCAUUGCAUAUACGAUACCACUGAUCAUAGCCAUGAUAUGUUGUAAUCGUAUAUACGAAUUUAAGUAAUCUUAUACAAUCGUUAUCAUAAUAAGAAAUAACUUCUUUAACAUAUUUACGGCCAAUAUCUACAAUUAUUUGCAAAAAGCAAAACUAAACAUUUUGCUCGUCAGUGCACAUUAUGAGAUGAUAGAACUGGAUCAUUUAUUUUCUAUUAUUUCAAGCUUUCCAUGAGAGUCAGUAAAGAUUUAAGUAAAUUCAGUCCCCUACUUACAUAGUAAUAGGAUUUGAACCUUUGAUGACCGCAUUGGGAGACAUUCGUUGUACCGCAGCACCACCUAAAAUAUGAUUGUGACGACGUUAACAAGCAUUGACGUUCUUCGUACUUCAAAUAACCAAACGUGACUCGCCUCACUUUUAUUUACGUUUUUCUCUUUCCUAUAGGAAUCGCAUAUCUGUUUUCGGCGAUAAAAUGAGAUAAUAUACGAUUUCACAAAUUGAUAUGUGUAAUUUACAACUUUUCAUACGACUAUAUCAAUCGCAAUUCAAUAUUUACGAUUACCGUUCCAUACAUACGAUACAUGUCAGCAGAUGCACGAUACACCAACAGGGUUAGCAGUUACAUUUAUGUUGUUAUCGCAAAGUGUUUUCAAAAAAUUAUCUGCUACAUGUUAUAUUCAUUUGUAAUAACAACAUUUUAUUAAAUGAUCUAUCAAUGUAUUGAGAAAAACAAUAUUAAGAAAGCACUAUUUCAUUGAAAGUUAUAUAAAACCUAAUGAAUCUAUACCUAUACCUAUACCUCGUUUUUGUUAGCCACUUUAUAUCUGGCCGCACUGCUCAUAGACGUCAAACAAGUAACCGAUGUAAACAACGUUGAACGUUUGAUUCGCCGUGCUCGUGCAGUGAAUUUCUUGAAAUUGUUCGGAGUUUUAAUCUCAGCAAAAUAGCCAAAAUGUUCGCAAUUGUGCAGUUUAUCGAGAACAACAAGUUCAACGUGUUGGCCGUCCCAACUUCGUGGAUCAAGAAGAACCAGUUAAUGUGGCCAAAAAUAGCGAACGACAAGAUCGAAAAGUUGCGCGAGUCAGGAGCGGAAUUCCGUGGCUCAGUGAAGAAUAUCCCUGUGAUGGUGCUAAAGAAACUUCGCAACUUCGAAGCAGCGGAGAAAGCAGCCGAUGAACUUGCCAAGAAGGACGUGUCGGACGUUGAAGGAAAGCGAAAAAUUCUGAAAGCGAAGAUCAAACCGAAGGUAGUGAGUUCCAAGAACUACGACGCAAUGUUUGAAGAAAUGGGAAUGCCGGCAAAAGUCACCGAGCACCGAGAAGCUCUAACGCAGAAAGUAGAUGCUCCGUCGAAAGUGGUUGCCCGCGGGAAAAGCGAAAAUAAGCGUAAAGGAACGACAGACUCGCUGACCGGAAGAACAUCGCCCCUGAUCCCAAUGCAGCCAACUCGAUUGGUGCAGUCUUCGCCGACCCAUAACACGAUGAUCGUUGAUCUACCGAAUCAGCAUGUGACUUCGCAACAUGUACCACAUUCCCCGAUAACUCAGCAACCUGUGCCCCAAAUUGUGAUGCCGGUGAUGCCAUCUCCAGUGACAGUUCCGGCUGUAUUGUCAUCAGCUCGAACUCAUGCUCAGGCCAUGUUACGAACCCAGCCAUCACAAACACUGUUGCAACCAUCGUCGUCGUACCAGAUGGUUAAGCAGGAGAUGCCGCCCCCGAAACCAACAGGAACACUGAGCCGUUUCCAGAUGCUCGAGACCCAGCCCAGUGAGCAGCCUGAAUCCGUUAUUCUUGAAUCACUGCCACCAGAGAUGGUCGAGUCGCAGUUGAACCCAAUUUACUGCACCGAAAACGGCGUUAUCUACGUAACCAACUCUGGGUCGGAUCACCUAAAUUUGGACAACCAUCUUCUAACAGAUGGCAACGGGAAUGUCACCUAUGCUGAUCUAAAGAAGGACUUGCAAAAGUUCAUUCAAUCCAGUGUAGACGCAGCAGUAGAAAAGUCCUUCCAAAGUCACUUCACCCGAAUGACUGCACUGAUUGAAAUGGAAGGAAGACCUAAAACUGCGUCCGAACCUACCGAGCAUCCUGUAGAACAGCAUGUCAGAAUUUCGGGUGAAGUUGACCUUCAUAAUUGGAACGCAAAGCUGGCCGACAGUGAGCUAUGCAACCAAUAUCUGCAGUACUUCACUCGAAUCAUUCCACCGAAUUCCUAUGCAAAUAACGGUAACAACGCAUGCUACACUAUUGUGGACUGCUUGUUCACACGAGAGUUUUGGGACCGAUUUACUUGGACUGGAAUCAGCCGCGGUCAAAAAUCCAAACGGGGAUUCAGAGAAUUCGGAAAUGUCCUCGGAUUGCUACUGAAGCUGGUUCAGAUCGGUGACCCUACGUACACGACACAAAAGCUGGAAGAAUUCUGCCGUACCCGUUUGUUCAGGUAUAGCCGCUCGAGAUGUUCAAAUAAGCAGUUGCGAAAAUCCGCGUGUCGCCCUACUCGCAAACGAAAAGCGCCGACAGGAUUGCAAGAUGAUAACGAAGGGCCAGAGGAUGCGCUGCGUGAAAAUGAUGAUCCGGUGAACACAAGUGAUAUUGUAGAAGAGUGCAACAGUCAAGGAGACGUGGAUCCGGAUACGACGUUUGAUCACGAUGCUGACAUUGAGCCCGAUGAUGGUGAUGAGGAGAUAAUGGAUACAACCGGAGACGUGACUGAUUGA